GAUGCCGACGUUGUCUUUCAGUCCAGCGAUGCCGUCCACUUCCGUAUUCACACGAAAUAUCUCGAGUGUAAUACCGGAGGUCUUCCACCGACAGAGGUCCACUCGAAUGACAGCGAGAUUGUCACCUUAGCAGAAGACUCGAAGACGUUGUAUUUACUCUUCGAAUUCAUCCAUCCGCGGCGGCACCCGUCCUUAGACAACGAGGAAUUCAGCACCAUCCUCGCUGUCGCAGAGGCUGCAGAGAGAUACCAAGUGUACUCUGCCAUGAACUACUGCCAACAAUGCAUUCGGAAACAUAUUCCUGAACACUCUUCCGCCAUAGUUGCGUAUGCAGCGACACACAACUACCCAUAUGUUCUGGACGGGGCAGCGACCCAAGCUCUCAAGAUUCCUCUUGAAGAGAUGAUAAAGAUGCUGCCUGUAAAUCUGGUAGUACCUUGGGUGUGUCUAUUGUCUAGCUACCCAUACUGGCUUUAG
Stereum hirsutum FP-91666 SS1 is the source of this 477-nucleotide messenger RNA. RefSeq lists its product as uncharacterized. NCBI's taxonomy places the organism in Eukaryota, Fungi, Basidiomycota, Agaricomycetes, Russulales, Stereaceae. The transcript has 2 exons. The record is from RefSeq and is a predicted model, not a curated record. The annotation marks the transcript as partial.